AAAAUUGGAACUCCUCGCCAAUUACUCAGAGAAACAGCUGCAGAAGCUUCAGCAGCUGAGAAGAAAUCCUUGAUAGGUUUCAGAUUUCAUUCCUUCCCUCUAAUCUUCACAGUUGUACUCGAAUGGGACUGAAACUCCAUUGCAGACCUAAUCCUCUAAUCUUUCCUGCCACUUUUAUCAACCAAAAUCCUUCAAAUUUCUUGAUUUUGAAGCCACUGCCACUACAUUCGAGACACCGAACGAGGCAUUGCCGCCUAAAACCGCUUUUUCGAGUUUCAGCUUCCAGCAAUGGAAAUGGGUCGGAGGAUUUCUCAUGGUUCAGCGUUUCACACGCCAUUCGCCGCGGCUCUGAGCGGUUUUUGACAAAUUUUGGAGAAUUUGUGAAGAAAGAGACAGGGUUUGAUUUCGAAGAAACCAAUGUUGAGGUGGUUCGCUUUUUGGGUAAGGUUCGGGACACGUCCAAGAAGGGUGAGGCUGUAUUUGAUCGGUUCAGGUCCGAAUGGAUCCCCGAGUUCGUUGACUGGAAUAAGUGGGAGCGUUGGAAGGAAUUCAGGGAUUGGGAGCCUAAACGAAUUGGUGUGUUGAUUAUCUAUGCUUUUAUUAUGAUAAUUUCAUGUCAAAGGAUAUAUGUUGCUUUAAAAACCAAUCGUCUUCUUCGUGAAAGCAAGGUGUUGACUGAGGCAUAUAUGGAAGCUUUGAUUCCCGAGCCAUCUCCUGGUAACAUUAAGAAGUUUAAGAAGGGUAUAUGGAGGAAGACAAUGCCCAAAGGCCUGAAGAUGAAGAAGUUCAUUGAAGGACCAGAUGGGGUGCUUAUUCAUGACAGUUCUUAUGUUGGGGAAGAUGCAUGGGAUGAUGAUCCAGAACCUCCUGAAAAAAACGUAAAGCAAAUCAUUGAUGAUGACAUGAGAUUUAAUGAAGAGGAAAAGAAGAAGCUGAAAGAAGGCUUAGGUGUUUCAGAGGAAGAUCAAGAAAGUAGAGAUACAUGGCGUGAAAGGCUUAAAAAAUGGAAGGAAGUUCUUGGAAAGGAGAAGUUAACUGAGCAAUUAGAUACUAUGAAUUCUAAGUAUGUAGUUGAUUUUGACAUGCAAGAGGUUGAGAAGAGCCUUCGGAAAGAUGUGGUGGAAAAGAUAGCUGAUGCUCAAGGUGGUAGGGCACUCUGGAUUUCUAAGAGAUGGUGGCGCUACCGUCCAAAGCUUCCGUACACUUACUUUCUUCAUAAACUUGAUUGUUCUGAGGUCGCUGCAGUUGUCUUUUCAGAGGACUUGAAGAAACUAUAUAUAACUAUGAAAGAAGGAUUCCCUUUAGAAUAUGUUGUCGAUAUUCCUCUUGAUCCUUACUUGUUUGAGAUCAUAACAAGUUCUGGAGUUGAAGUGGAUCUCCUUCAGAAGCGGCAAAUUCAUUACUUCCUCCGUGUUGUGGUGGCAUUGGUUCCUGGACUAUUGAUUCUGUGGUUCAUAAGAGAAUCUGUGAUGCUUCUACACAUCACAUCAAACCGCUAUCUAUACAAGAAAUAUAACCAACUUUUUGAUAUGGCUUAUGCCGAAAACUUUAUCUUGCCAGUGGGAGAUGCUGUAGAAACAAAAUCCAUGUAUAAAGAAGUAGUGCUAGGAGGUGACGUUUGGGACCUUCUGGAUGAGUUGAUGAUUUACAUGCGAAACCCCAUGCAGUACUAUGAGAAACAAGUGCAGUUUGUUCGGGGUGUGCUUCUGUCUGGACCUCCUGGAACAGGGAAGACACUUUUUGCACGGACACUUGCAAAGGAAAGUGGUAUGCCUUUUGUUUUUGCUUCUGGUGCAGAAUUCACAGAUAGUGAAAAAAGUGGUGCAGCGAGGAUUAAUGAGAUCUUCUCUAUUGCAAGGAGAAAUGCUCCUUCCUUUAUAUUUAUAGAUGAAAUCGAUGCUAUUGCUGGAAGGCAUGCAAGAAAGGAUCCCCGGAGGCGAGCAACAUUUGAGGCUUUGAUUUCGCAGCUUGAUGGAGAUAAAGAGAAAACUGGCACUGAUCGAUUUUCACUAAGACAAGCUGUCAUAUUCAUCUGCGCAACAAAUAGGCCAGAUGAAUUGGACCUAGAUUUUGUACGCCCUGGACGUAUUGAUCGUCGUCUGUACAUUGGUUUACCUGAUGCAAAACAGCGUGUACAAAUCUUUUCUGUUCACAGUGAGGGAAAACAGGUUGACGAAGAUGUAGACUUCGGAAAGCUUGUUUUCCGUACUGUUGGUUAUUCCGGGGCAGAUAUUCGAAAUCUUGUUAAUGAAGCAGGAAUAAUGUCUGUGAGGAAAGGACAUUCCAAGAUCUCACAACAAGACAUCAUUGAUGUCUUAGAUAAACAGUUGCUUGAGGGAAUGGGAGUAUUGCUUACAGAGGAAGAGCAACAAAGAUGUGAAGAGAGUGUGCCUUUUGAAAAGAAAAAAUUGCUUGCUGUACAUGAGGCUGGUCACAUAUUGUUAGCUCACUUGUUUCCUCGAUUUGAUUGGCACGCAUUUUCUCAGCUCCUACCUGGUGGAAAGGAAACUGCGGUAUCUGUUUUUUAUCCCAGAGAAAAUAUGGUAGAUCAAGGAUAUACCACAUUUGGGUACAUGAAGAUGCAAAUGAUCGUAACGCAUGGUGGGCGUUGUGCUGAACGUGUUGUGUUUGGUGAUGAUAUUACUGAUGGGGGAAGGGAUGAUUUAGAAAAGAUUACCAAAAUUGCAAGAGAGAUGGUAAUUAGCCCUAGAAAUCCCAGGUUAGGGUUGACACGCUUGACAAAAAGAUAUGGGCUGAUGGAUAGUCCAGAUAGUCCAGAUGGGGAAUUGAUUAAGUAUAAGUGGGACGACCCUCGUGUGAUUCCUGCUGAUAUGACGGUUGAAGUAGCUGAACUAUUUACUCGUGAACUGACAAGGUACAUUGAAGAGGCUGAAGAAUUUGCAAUGAAUGGCCUGAAGCAAAACAGGCAUAUUCUGGAUAUGAUUGCAAAGGAACUACUGGAAAAAUCUAGGAUAACAGGACUGGAAGUGGAGGAAAAGAUGAAAGGAAUGUCUCCUAUAAUGUUUGAAGAUUUCAUAGAGCCAUUCCAGAUAAAUUGGGAAGAGGAGGGACCACUGCCUCAUAAUGAUCGACUGCGUUACCAACCAUUGGAUAUAUAUCCUGCACCGCUCCACAGAUGUUAAACAUCCAAGAAAUUUUCAUUGUUUCUUAACUAAUGGUAUGUACAGUAUAAUGGUGGCAUGUACAGAAAGCUAACUGCAGAGAUAGCUAUUGUAUUCUACUGAUGAGCCUGAGUUUUCAGUUGGUCAGGCCAAGUACUAGCUUCCCAACUAGGUCUUGUUUU
This is a messenger RNA of Telopea speciosissima, 3304 nucleotides long. Its product is annotated as ATP-dependent zinc metalloprotease FTSH 12, chloroplastic. Gene Ontology annotation, biological process: mitochondrial protein processing; protein-containing complex assembly; embryo development ending in seed dormancy. Gene Ontology annotation, cellular component: chloroplast thylakoid membrane; m-AAA complex. The record is from RefSeq and is a predicted model, not a curated record. The transcript is spliced from 19 exons. The coding region runs from base 123 to 3143 and encodes 1006 amino acids. Gene Ontology annotation, molecular function: metalloendopeptidase activity; ATP binding; ATP-dependent peptidase activity. Lineage: Eukaryota; Viridiplantae; Streptophyta; Magnoliopsida; Proteales; Proteaceae.